Athene cunicularia (burrowing owl) is the source of this 4300-nucleotide messenger RNA. It is a transcript of the gene PTAFR, whose product is annotated as platelet activating factor receptor. The record is from RefSeq and is a predicted model, not a curated record. Bases 347 to 1408 code for a protein of 353 amino acids. The transcript has 3 exons. Lineage: Eukaryota; Metazoa; Chordata; Aves; Strigiformes; Strigidae. Gene Ontology annotation, biological process: G protein-coupled receptor signaling pathway; chemotaxis. Gene Ontology annotation, cellular component: membrane. Gene Ontology annotation, molecular function: G protein-coupled purinergic nucleotide receptor activity; platelet activating factor receptor activity.
GUCCUCCUUCCCGUCCGAGCCUCUCCCCGCUGGCUCCGCUGGUGUCAGGGACCUGCUGGGCUGGGGGCUGCUGGGUCAGGACUCCGUGGCCCCAAGUGACUCUGCAGUCAUGCUGGAGUUGCUCCCAUUCUGGUGUCCUGUUCUUGAGAGCUGCCUGCGUGGAGACCUUCCAGACUUAGGUCAGAGAAAAUAACACUUGGAAGAAGACCAAACAGCCUCAGUAAAACACCCAUCACUGCUCUACUAAAGCUGAAGAUGGACAUAUUGUGCUGAAUACUUUCAACUGUGGUAAGAAUAAAAGCUACGGCAGGAAAUUCUGCUUCAGACGCACCCACUCAGCACCACAAUGUCUGGAAAGGAUAAAGGUGGUACCGAAGGUAGUGCGGAUGUCUACAUUUUAUGCCACAUAGACUCUGAGUUUCGCUACAACCUCUUCACUGUUUUCUACAGCAUCAUUUUCAUUCUGGGCUUUGCUGCCAACUGCUAUGUGCUCUGGAUUUUCAGCCAUAUUUACCCUACCAAGAAACUCAAUGAAAUCAAGAUAUUCAUGGUGAACCUGACAGUAGCUGACCUGCUCUUCUUGAUUGUGAUGCCAAUGUGGAUUGUUUACUAUCAUCACCAUGGAGACUGGGUCAUGCCUGAGUUCCUCUGUAAUGUGGCUGGCUGUUUAUUUUUUGUUAACACCUACUCUUCUGUUGCUUUUCUGAUGGUCAUCACAUACAAUCGUUACCAAGCUGUGACUAAUCCCAUUAAAGCUGCUCAGUUUACCACUCAGAGAAGGGGUAUCUACUUAUCAGCAGCUAUCUGGAUCAUAAUAGUGGGCAGCUCUUUGUAUUACCUUUUUGACAAUAAUACUAAUCCGGAGGAGAUCGAGUCAAAGAAUUUCACGCGGUGCUUUGAGCACUAUGACACUUCUAGUGGUGUUUCAGCUGUUCUCGCCAUUCAUGUCAUCAUCUGUGUCCUCUUCUAUAUCAUUUUCUUUUGUAUACUAGGCUGGAACAUCAUCAUUAUAAGGACCCUGUUCUCCAAACCAGUGCAGCCACGGAAGAGUGCUCAUGUCAAGCAAAGGGCACUCUGGAUGGUUUGCACAGUGCUGGCUGUGUUCAUCAUAUGCUUUGUACCUCAUCACAUAGUGCACCUGCCCUGGACCCUGACUGUUCUGGAGCAGUGGGAGAAGGAUAACUGUGAGCUGCGCCAACAACUCAAUGAUGCUCACCAGGUGACUUUGUGCCUCUUGAGUAUGAACUGUGUGUUGGACCCUAUCAUCUACUGCUUCCUCACCAAGAAGUUCCAGAAGCAUCUUUCAGAAAACCUGAAAAGCAUGAAAGGGAGUCGCAAGUGCUCCAGGCAAACCACGGACACGGUGAUUGAGGGCACCAUUCACCAAGAGGAUGCCAUUAGGAUCUAGUUCAGCCCUGUUUUGACUGCAGAUUGAGAUGUGUGACUUAGUCACUCAUCUUUUCUCAAGAAGAGGCAGCCAGGGACACAACAGAGGACCAGAAUUUUCUUUCUCCCAUUAAGACAGAAGACUAGACACUCAUUUCUUCUAUCACAUGCAAGUGGCAGAACUGGAACCUGUAGUAAUCUGGUAGAAUAGCACCUUCUGUCUAGGCUGAUGUUCUCGUGGGCACUGAGAACAGCUCAGACAAUCUGCUUUUAUGUGAAAGAAAUGUACUAUUGAGUCUUUGCAGUGAGCAGCUAAAAGCUAAGUCCACUGAAAUCACCCAUUGUGUCAGCCUGGAUAGCACUGUCCCUGCUCCUUUGCCUGCCCAGCUCUCAUGAAGAAUCCAGUAUCAGAGCUGUAAGAGACUUCUAAAAGGCCUGGAAGAACAGACUGAGCUGCUAGUAUCAAGUGAAUUUUCUAAGCAGCUUGCAUGGUUCUGUGAAGAGAGUUUGAGUUGAAGAAGCUCUUGAGUGACUAGAGGGGAUGUAGUCCAAUGAGUUCCUCAAAUGCCAUCAAAGAAGAGAUCUGCACCUCUGAUCCCUUCUUACCUACUCGCAUGGUCUGCUGAGGUUCAUGCUCGACAGAUGUCUGGGAAUAGCCAUUGUGAACUUUUGCCUUUGCUCCCAGCUCUUGAAAGAGUCAAUUAAUUGGAAUAGUAGGCAAGAAAAAAGAAAAUAAAUGGGUAAUGCCUCAGCUCCCAUCCCCAGAGAAGCAUUAUGUCCAAAGGGGAUUAUUGUCUGCCCUGGAUUCUUGUAUGGUAGCAGAUCUGGCAAACCAGUGGCCUCUUGCACUCUGUUUAGUAAUUUUUGGCUGGCUGCAUGUGUCUGUGUAAAUCCAAUCUCACUUUGGAGGCUCCAGAUAACAGAAGAUUAUUGUCAGCAUGGGCAUUACAAUAAGAAGAAAAAAACCUUAAAAUGCUUCAGUAUCUUUGUUCUUAUUUAUUUAAAUUAGGGUUGUAGCAAGCAACUACACAUUAUUCCCCAUCCUUUCUAUUUCUGCUAUGAAGAAAUGAAGCUGACUAGUUCUUGCUAUCCUACCACAAGCGAAGUAUUAGGCCAGGUCAUGGCCCCUUUCUGAGUAAAUCCGUGAUGCACAGUGAUGCAGUACUCUUGACAGACAGCAUUCGUGCUCUCCAGCAAGACUGGAGACUCCUCGCUCAGGGCUGGCUGCAGUCAGUUAGAGCACAGGGGAAAGUGGUUUUCCAGGGGUGCUGAGUUCUGUUACCAGUCAUGAGACACUUGAGGUUCCUUUUCUAAACCCAAAUUGCUCAACCCAGCACAGGAAAUUGGGCAGAGAAGGGAAGGGAACUUAAGUUGUUUUCACAAGAGUUUUUGGUUCCCUAAACUACAUAGGAGAGUCUGCCCGAUGACAGGAAAAGCGUAUCAUCUGACCUGUGACACUGAUUAUUCAUAUGCAAGCACAGCAGCCUUCCUACACCCACCAGAGAAUGUGAAAGACAAGCUCAAAUCCAAAGAUAGAACCAACGUUUGUAUCAGACUUUGCCUAUAUUCAGCAGAGAUACGGGUCCUUCAGAUAUAUCUCCUGAAGACAGGCAGGCAGCUUUUAUGCUCACUUAUGCGAAUGAGUAAAGAACUAAAAUGUUUCUUUUUCUAAUGCUACCUGCAAGGGCCAGCCACGCACUCAAGGCCCAGUGCCAGGUAGAGGAAAGAAUCUGAUCACAAUCUGAUGUGUUUCCCUCCUGGGGGUGGACUCUGCUUCAGCAAUGGCCACCUAUAAAGAACAGCUGCUGGCACCUCUUAGCAGAGAGAGAAUUCCCCCACUACGUCCCUCAGUCAUGUUCAAAGCUUUGCCCUGAAUCAGCAGUCAACCGAGCCACAGCACACAGCAAGAAGGGUGAUUUCUGUCAUUUAAAAGCCCAAAUCCUGCUUGCUGGAGGAAUCUGCCUCUGUGUUUCUACCCUCCCCAGAUGGCACGUUCUGGCUGAGGAGCUCCUGCGGCUGGCAGACGGGAGGAGCUUUCCCCUUUCCCCCUUGGCACCCGAUGCUGUAGGUGUGACAGCUGAGCUCUCUUCUUCACAGCCGCUAAAGCACUGAACAGAUGGAGUCUGGCAACUCUUAGAGGAAAUAAAAAGGGAUUUUACAUGGAGAUCUGGUAGAUGCGUGAUCUUCUUCUAUUGAUUCCUGGAAAGCUUUCAAGAGAGUUUACAGUUUAGGCUACUUACUGUGGGUAAAUAACAUAUUUUACUCCACAGAAAACACUUGUAAGGCCAGUGUGGGCUCAGAGAACAAAUGUAAACUGGCAUCCAAGAGGAUAAGUGGAGGAAAAAGCCCUGAGGACACUUCAGGAGAUGUUGCAGUAAUUAAGUCAGUAACAGUAUGUUUCUAAAAACCAGCCUGAGCUUCUACUUCUGUUCCUGGAAUUACUUUCUCAGUUUUACCGCAAUGUUGCAUUACUCUGCUUUGCAACAAAAAGGAUCCUCAAAAGUUCUUCUGAAUAAAACGUGUUUCCCAAGUGUUUUGCCCUUUAUCUUCUCCCACCUUCUCAUCUUUCUGUAUUUAUACUCAAAGGAAAAGCUGUGUGCCCUGGUUUCAGCUGGGAUAAAUUUUCUUCCUAGUAGCUGGUAUAGUGCUGUGUUUUGGAUUUAGGAUGAGAAUGUUGGUAACACACUGUUUUAGUUGUUGUUGAGCAGUGUUUACACUAAGUCAAGGAAUUUUCAGCUUCUCAUACUGCCCUGGCAGCGAGGAGGGGGGACACAGGCAGUCAGGAGGAGGCCGCUGCCAGCAGAGCUGACCCCAGCUGCUUGGGAACUGGCUGGGCAUCGGUUGGUUGGUGAGAAGCAACUGUAUUGUGCAUCGCUUGUUUUGUAUAUUCUAACUCUUUUACUGGUAUAUACUU